AUGCCACGGGCAUCCAACUGCCCUUUCCCCCACUUUGCCAUGAUCUAUAUAGAUAGCAAUGGCGAGCUUGGUGUAAAUGUUUCUACAUCCCUUGCAGGCUGUGAAAGGGCCAUUUUUACCGAAGAUCUCAAGCAGAGCUUUGUUAGAGCCGUGACCCCCGAUUGGCAGUCAAACAUGCAGAAUUUCCCCUCUGGUGAGAACGGAUCAUGUCGAACACCUGAAAUUACAAAUGCUGACUAUCCGCGUGUAUCGCAAGCCGGUGCAAUUGGGGCAGCACAUGGCGAACUAGCCGAAAGGCAGUCCUUUAUAUUUAAUGCCGGACUGGAUCUACAACAAAGUCCAGCGUGGUUCCAGCAUGGCCAACCAAGGCAUCCCAGGCUCAUCCCUUGCGAAUUCCAGACACUUCAGAAUAAGCGCCCUAGGAGGAAUAGGAAGCGCACAAGCUCGGAAAUGGGUGGUGAUUCAGAUUCAGAUUCGGCUGACGGCGGAGCCAAACGGACGCCGAUUCGAGUAGGACAAACCGACGUGCUGCGUCAGUUCUACCAAAAAGCCUUUGAAAAUCUCCAACAGCUCAACUGCAGGGUGAUUGCAAAGGCAUUUGUCAAGUUGGUAGAACCUCGGAAGCAAGUCAAUCACCCGUACAAUGGGCGUAGGACAGUGAUGGGAGGACCUUGUCAGAAGCUGGAUCCUGAAUUGACUAAGCCCAAAUGGUGGCCUACAGGCGUUCAACACAAGGAGCCAGAUCACCUCCUAAAGCAUGAGAGAAUUCGACUUCUUAUGCACAUUCUUUGCGAACUGAGGGAAAGCCAUGCCAUCACCGCGCAGAAGCUCAGAGAGGCUGGGCAGGAUGUGCACCGUCAAAUCGCACCGCCUCAGCGUCUGUUCAUCUUGGACGAGAUUUAUGACGUCCGGGAAAUCGAGGAACUCUAUCUGAGCGGAAAGAUCAGCGGUGAUACCGUUAUCUAUGUCUCCUCAAUACAUCUGCCGGAGGGAAUUGAGCCGGCAGUAGUGAACAUUAACGAAAAGCAAAUCACUGAGGCGGAUUACUUGCCCUUGUCCCCAGUGUCCAUCAGCCGCAAAAGCUCAGUUGAGAGCGGACUAUCAUCUCUCUCAAAGGGUAUGAUUUCAUCCAUCAGUUCUAGUGAGCAAACGCAGGCGUUGCAUGCCCAUGCAGAGGUUCCUUCGACUGGCUCUAAUUCUUUGCCGGGCUUCUAUGCUCCGCAUUCGAUGAUCUGGAGCCAUGGAACCUCUGGGAUCAAUGUGCCAUUUAAUAUGUCGUCAAACUGA
This is a messenger RNA of Aspergillus fumigatus Af293, 1287 nucleotides long. RefSeq names its product DUF2841 domain-containing protein. The record is from RefSeq and is a predicted model, not a curated record. Lineage: Eukaryota; Fungi; Ascomycota; Eurotiomycetes; Eurotiales; Aspergillaceae.